Phaeodactylum tricornutum CCAP 1055/1 is the source of this 1862-nucleotide messenger RNA. RefSeq lists its product with no specific name. NCBI's taxonomy places the organism in Eukaryota, Bacillariophyta, Bacillariophyceae, Surirellales, Neidiaceae. The transcript is spliced from 2 exons. Bases 355 to 1338 code for a protein of 327 amino acids. The record is from RefSeq and is a predicted model, not a curated record.
CACAGUUAGUCGUGGCAUCAAAUGGAUGGAACAACAGUCAAUGACUGUGAACUAACAGUAAAACGCCUAUCUUCCGUUUCUGGUGGCCCUUCACAGUCAUGCUUUUCGUGCUCGCCUUGACGAGAUUCGGAGCAGAUGCUAGUAAAACACAUUGUUUCUGCUCAACGUCUGCGUGCUCAUUGACAUUGAGUGGAACCUGAUCUCUCAAUUAUUCUGGAACCGAUUGUUUUUGAAGGCAAACGACCCUGGCUCAUAGUGCUUGUCUCCAGUGCCAUAGCUUGACCGAAUCGAAACAAAUGCAUCAUCCUCGUGGUGUUGUACUUUCCGGUUCCAGGCAGACCGGCUUGAUCGUAUAUGCUUGAAAGGACUCUCUCCAUCGUUCGUCGUUGGGAUAUCAUGGGGCAUAUAGAGCACCUCCAUGACGACACGAUUUGUCUCCUCCCUGUGUUCUCGCUUCCACCGCCAUUCGCUCGACAGAAAUCCGAUUCGUCGUCCACGGGUGCCGUGGCCUCACCGUACGGAAGCAGUGACCAGAACGAUGGUGACGCAGACGAAGAAAGUAAUGCGGUGGAUGACGAUACCAGUGUAACCACAUUUCGGAGCCUGUCAUGUGAACAAGACAAGCCCCGACGGCUCAAGUACCCCCCUUCUCGUGUUCGGCCCCGGAACAAAUACGCUAUGCCCAUCGCGGCAACAUCACCCAUACUUACGGCGCUUUCAACACCAGGAGCGUUCUCCAUGUCGUCCGAGAAGGAACCGCGAUUUAAGCCAUAUCCGGAACAACACAGAGUCUCGCGGUUCUCAUUGCGACCAUGCAAACUGCCACACCACGGACACCGCGAUUCGUCACCAAAAGCCCGUAUCGCACCCCGUAGUGUACGGUCUCGUCCCGCAGUCUCUGAUUUCGCUCGGUUUGCUGGCUGCGUUGGGGACUCCUUUGCCCGGCUAGUUCUAGCCGAAAUGACGAAAUCGUCGAAUUCUGCGCAUACAUUAGCCCAACACUCCAAGGACGAAUACGGAAAGUUCACUCGAGAGAUUGAAUUCGUUGAGCGACUCACAGUCAGUGCUUCACACAAACGAAAUAAGUUAAGUCGGCGUCCACAGCAUUCGAAUAGAGCGGGCGUACAUUUCGCCCAUCCUGUGGUCACGAUGGUUCGGUACCGACCGAAAACCACCCAAAAGGAUAUCACAAAACUUUAUUUCUUUCGAGAUGAAGUAGACGGUUUGGAGCGGGACCGAGAAACAACACCUGCAGACGCCUUUGAAUGCAUUGCCAACUUUCGGAAUUCUCUGCUUGUCGGCGUUUCCAUCGCUCAUCAAGUUUAUCAAGUAUCGUGAUCGCAAAGAAUCAAUCCAGGUGCAAUGUGCUCCUCCCAUCGAAUAAAAAGCAACAAGAACAAUAAAUACUCCGGUGCAUUUCGUCACGAAAUGUGAAACAUUUCUAGUGCCAGGACGACUGUACUAGCUAGAACGAUUCCAGAUCUAUCACCAUCUCUUCAGUAGAUUACCAAGGCAAGUCAUUUCGCUAUUUUCAAACUCUUGAGAACGAUCCCGGUACCGACCAAAAACCUACCUAGAGCACUGCGUCCCUUGGGAUUUGGAAACAGGCCGGUGAGGUACAAAGGCGUCAUAAAAUGUCCGCUUAACGUGAAGCUGCGCUGGAAGAUGACGCCGCUGCCUUUGGCAACCAGAUCUUUGACGUUGAAGCGUAGUGGAAGUCCUUCUUCUGUUGCACUCCGUUGCAAUCAAAUGCCAGCAUUCCGUCGGAUCACAUCUAGAAUAUACGUUUGGCGGGUAAUCUCUUUUGCUGGAAUGAACGUGCAUUCCAGCUUCUCCUUGCUACCUUCUUUCUCAAAAGCCAA